UGGAAAAUCCCACACUGGCUCGUGUCUCUCACUCUCUCGUUCUCGCUCCCAAUCUCACUCUCUCUGCAAUCUCGCUCUUUCGUUCUCGCUCCCGAUCUCAACCUCUCUGCGAUCUCGUUCUCUCGUUCUCGCUCUCCCGAUCUCACUCUCUCUGCAAAUCCCGAUCUCACUCUCUCUGCAAUCUUGCUCUCUCGUUCUCGCUCUCCCGAUUCAUGGAGUGGCUCUUUCUUCCCUCUUGAUUCAGGCUACUACUAUAAGUGGAUACACAAGCAACUCUGCUUCUUCCAAGAAGUGCAUAAAGAAGAAGGGUUACAGCCAGACUAGGGAAUUGGACAGCGAGGAGCUAUUGGAACAGUUGCUAUAUCGACUUGUUGGUUGCCGGGAGAGAUGAGGGGAAAAAGGAAAAUGGCGGAAGCUAGUAAUGAGGAUAAGAAAGAUGAUAGCAGCGCUUACUUUACUUGGAACUUGGAGAUGGACCGUGCACUUGCUGAUAUACGUAGAGAUCAAAGAAGCAUGGGAAACAAGAGUGAUGGUGCAUGGAAAGCAGUGGCAUAUAACACUGCGGCUCAAAUGUUGUCUUCACGCUUCAAUUUGCAGUUUAUUGGAGAGAAUGUUAAAAAUCGUAUCAAGCUGUGGAGAUCAUGGUAUGGCAUUGUUAGUGACAUCCUUAGUCAAAGUGGUUUUGAUUGGGAUGGAACCAAAUAUAUGAUUUCUGUUACAAAUGAAGAUGCAUGGAAUGGGUAUGUUAAGUCACAUAAUGACGCUAAGAGGUUUCGAUUUAAGGUGAUUGCUAAUUGGGAUGACAUUGUAGAAUUGUGUGCUAAAGAUAGAGCAACAGGAAUUGGAGCGGAGACAUCCUUGGAUGCAGAUGACAUCAUGAGCAAAGAAGCAAAUGAGGAUGGAGCUUAUAUUGUGGAUAUUGAUGCUGAUGAACAAAGCUCUACAACAAAGAAAAGCAAACAACCAAUGGAAUUCAAAAAGGGAAAAAGUGGAGAGAAGAAUGGGAUAAUUACUUCAAUGAAUAAAGUGGCUGAGUCAUUGAGUGAAUUUGUGCAAGCAACUAGAAAAGGGGUGAAAAAUGUCCAAGAAGUGGUUCAUGAUGUGAUGGAUGAGCUAAAGAACAUUCCGGACCUUAAUGGCACUCAAUGGCUAAAAGCAGUGGAUUGGCUUUCAGAAAAUCCAAAUAAGUUGGAGAUUUUGAAAGCUCUUCCCAUGGAGAGAAAGAAAGAUUACAUCUUAGCUUUUAUGCACUGAUUCGUGAUUUGCUAUAGUUUAUGGACUCAUUUGUAGUGUUUCCAACUUUUCAUUAUGCCACUGUUGAGACUUUGUUUUAUUUAUUUUUCAUUUGGAUUGAUGUUAGCACUUGUUAUAAACACAGUUUGAAAUUUAAAUAAUAGAAAAUGUGAUAUCUCGAUGAA
This is a messenger RNA of Lotus japonicus, 1418 nucleotides long. RefSeq lists its product as uncharacterized. The coding region runs from base 388 to 1254 and encodes 288 amino acids. NCBI's taxonomy places the organism in Eukaryota, Viridiplantae, Streptophyta, Magnoliopsida, Fabales, Fabaceae. The record is from RefSeq and is a predicted model, not a curated record. The transcript has 5 exons.